Molecule: messenger RNA, 2610 nt
Organism: Puccinia graminis f. sp. tritici CRL 75-36-700-3
Lineage: Eukaryota; Fungi; Basidiomycota; Pucciniomycetes; Pucciniales; Pucciniaceae
Exons: 5
Coding region: 1-2610 (869 amino acids)
Source: RefSeq, a predicted model, not a curated record
AUGCAGCUUGUCACCGGGCAAACACGGUGGUCAUGGAAAAAGUUUCUACAGUUGUUGAAGCUCCAGGAAGACGAAAACGAUCCAAUCCAAGAAAAGCUCAUCCAGCUUGGUUUCCUUCGACGAUACCCAGAUUACUAUGAAAACAACUCAAUAACUCGAUCAACCAGAAUUUCGGUUCUAGAAGUAUCCUUGGAGGAUGGCCUUGCCCUCUUGAAACCAACAGCGUCAAAACGUCAUCGAGGUCAUCUCACCCUGGAGGAACGGUCGAAACGCUUACAUCCUGCUGACGAGCACGAAGAUUUCCUCAUCUUCUCUAAACGUGUAGCCCCUCAUCUUGCCGAGAAAUAUUUGGAGAUUUUAGCGGAGCUUGUUGAACAUUUUUGUCUGAUGCCCGAUGACAUCCGCUCCGAUAUUGGAGGACUUCCCGUUGGAUCUGGGACCCUUGCAGAACUUGUCACCGGGCAAACAAGGUGGUCAUGGAAAAAGUUUCUACAGUUGUUGAAGCUCCAGGAAGACGAAAACGAUCCAAUCCAAGAAAAUCUCAUCCAGCUCGGUUUCCUUCGACGAUACCCAGAUUACUAUGAAAACGACUCAAUAACUCAACCAACCAGAAUUUUGGUUCUAGAAGUUUCCUCAAAGGAUGGCCUUGCCACCUUGAAAGACGCGACUGAACCAGUCAUCUUAUCCAAGGAUGUCAUUGAAAAAGGCUAUCUCUCAGACUAUGUUGGAUAUGAUGACAUUGUUAUCCCGAUCCUCCGGACCCUUAACCAGCAUGCAUCAGAAUGGCAGCAAACCAAAUACUUGGCGCCCUACACAUCGCUCAUUGGACCGACGAUGUCCGGGAAAACACGCUUUCUGAUGGAAGUGGCGCAGGAAGUUUGUGUCGUGUAUAUUUGCCUCCGGCCCUCCAACUCUAGCGGGGAACCAAAACGCUCCCAGCUUGCAACUGAAAUGCUCCAAACGCCCCCCUUAGCCGAUCUUGAAGGUUACUACAUCAAACUUAUCACUGCAAUCCUAUCCUCAACAGUCAAAAACUUGUCUCACGGUACAGAUGCUGUCUCCCAGCUUACCUCUGCAGCUCGGACACUCGCCAAAACUCGAGUGCUGAAAGAUUCUCCCUUGAAGGUAAUGCUGGCAAUUGACAAAGCUAGUGCUUUACUUGACAAACCAGACAAUCGAACGGAUUCAUCUGCAAGCCCAACUCAAGAGGUGCCGCUGUUCUGCUUCUUUUGCCGUGCUUUGAGAAAUAUUCCAGACAAUUCUGGUGUCUUUACUAUCCUAGUCGACACUAAUUCUCGUGUCGCUAAUUUCAAUCCAAGAGGCGAAGAUGACCCUAGCUCUCGACCUAUGGGCCUCCGCGCUGAACCGUUCAAGGUGUACCCCCCCAUUUAUGAACUACGCACCUUUGAUCGGAUGGUCUCCCCUAAACCACCAAGAACCUGGAAACAUUUGUUCUUGCCGGAGCGACUUUGUAACUACGGGAUUCCUUUCUACGGAAUAUACCUCAAACUUGCGCUAGAGGCUCAAGUUGCGGAAGACCCCGCUGCCGCUGUUGACAAGAUGGCAACAUAUGCUUUGAAGAAGCUUCUCUGCUAUCAAAACGCAGGCCCGAUCGAAAUUACCGAGUCUCGAGCACUUGCCUUACUUGGUCCAACGAUUGGAGUUCCUCUCCAUGGCCAGGCGCGUCAAAACGUGAAACUUACAGCCUCUCAUGCGGCCCAUUGCGGCUACAUUGAUGCGGACCGUGAUUGUCAAUAUAGUUUCUAUCCAUCACAGCCGAUAUAUGCGUUAGCUGCAAACAACUAUCUGCAGAAAAACGAGGACGUGCUCAUAUCUUGUAUCAACACUCUCACCGCUAUCCUAUCCCAAGGUCAAACCGGCACAGGAGACGUUGGCGAAAUUGCUAGCAGAAUCAUUCUACUCUGCGCCAUGAACAAAACUGCAGAUGAUAUGAAGACUGCAAAGAAGCCCGCUGAUAUGAAGAUUGCGAAGAAAACGAUGGUCAAUCCGACUAAGCUGUUUGACGAAGGAGUGAUGUUCUGGAAUCAUUUCAUGCAUUGCUCGCAUAGACCAACAAGUGAAUCUUUGCUCGAAUGCAUGCAUAGAGGGUUGGCUUUACAAUGUCGGCCAAACCAAGAAGCGUUUGACCAAGUCUUAACCGUCUACUUGAAACAAAAAUCUAAAGCUAAGUUGGACGAGGCGAAUGUUACAUUUUGUGGGAUACAGGUCAAAAACCGAAAAGACGACUCUCAGUUGAAAACUGCCCAGCAAAACAUGAACCCCGAGACAGCUCGGAUCAACAUGAAAGAAGCAGACAACCCCUACCUUGCCCUGUAUUUUACUUUCCAAAAGAAUCCCCCUAGAAAGGACAAUGGUGAAAGGAGGGAUUGCUACAAACUACCUUCUGUUGGGCCUCCAGAUCAUCGACAGGCGUCCUUGGUUUUCUAUGGACUUGAUUCUUUUCAAUUCCUCAGUCCUGGAUUGAAGAAUGCCUUGAAGGAACUACUCAAUAUUCGCACAGGUCUUGUGUGGCGACAUGGGAAUCGUCGAGCUGGACAAGAAUAUGCCAAAGACUUCUUGCUGCGCGCCAAUGCUUGUCAACCGAGUUGA